Molecule: messenger RNA, 4931 nt
Organism: Fusarium verticillioides 7600
Lineage: Eukaryota; Fungi; Ascomycota; Sordariomycetes; Hypocreales; Nectriaceae
Exons: 2
Coding region: 129-4811 (1560 amino acids)
Biological process (GO): transmembrane transport
Cellular component (GO): membrane
Molecular function (GO): ATP binding; ABC-type transporter activity; ATP hydrolysis activity
Source: RefSeq, a predicted model, not a curated record
CGACUAGACUGUUCUUUGAUGUCGUCAUAGAUAAAUCACAAGUGAAAAAUGUCUGUUUAUUAUGGCCAAUGCCCGUAAACCGAUAAUGUGCUAUUCGUGAUCGUUACUCUGAGGUUAUCAACGUCAAAAUGGCUGAUCAGAGACCUACGCCUAGGGAUGAAGACAUCCCAGGCGGUUUCCCCGUUACGCCAAGCGUCAACUCGAUUACCCCAAUGGGAAACGCUGAUAGACAGCUUGAGGCCGGGUUUGCGGGCCGUGAUACUGCGGCUGCGGCUGCGACGUAUGAUACUGUCACCGCCGGCAGUUCAGCCUCACCCGGUACAGCUGGGGCGUUAACCUCUGAGCCUCAACAGCCUAUCCUCGAUCGCAAUUCUUCUUCGAGCACUGUUCUUCCCCACCGCGAAUCAUCUGAAGAGCAGCGCAAGAGUACAUCCUCCAACGAUGAUGCGCCGGUCUUUGCCCCGAUCAAAUCUCACACCGAGAAUGAGGAACCGCCGCUUGAGAAACGCAAGUCUCAUCGUACCGAAGAUGAUCUCUUCCGCGUGCUCUCGCGUCGACGAACGAACGCCUCUACACCCGCUGAGAAAGAAGAAGCCAACGAAGAUAACGAGGAACUCGACCGUCUCAUGUCUCGCAUCUUCGGUCAAAAGCGCCAGGAACAAAGCGAAGAAGAGAAAACGCGUCACAGCGGUGUUAUCUUUCGCAACCUCACCGUUCGCGGCGUCGGUCUCGGUUCAAGUCUUCAACCUACAGUUGGCGAUUUCUUCCUAGGUCUACCGCGCAAACUGGGGAAAUUGUUCACCCAAGGACCUAAAGCUGCGAUGGCGAAACCACCCGUUAGAGACCUCAUCAGUAACUUCGACGGGUGCGUUAGACCAGGUGAACUCCUCCUUGUGCUCGGUCGUCCAGGUGCUGGAUGUAGUACGUUCCUCAAAACAUUCUGCAACCAGCGCGCGGGCUUUGAAUCCGUCGAGGGAGAUGUUACAUACGGUGGAACCGACGCAGCGACCAUGGCGAAAGAUUUCCGCGGGGAGAUUAUUUAUAAUCCUGAGGAUGAUCUUCACUACGCCACGCUGUCUGUCAAGCGCACUCUUACUUUUGCGCUGCAGACUCGCACGCCUGGUAAGGAAUCUCGUCUGGAGGGCGAAACGCGCCAAGACUACGUCCGUGAAUUUUUGAGAGUUGUUACGAAGCUCUUCUGGAUCGAACAUACCCUCGGCACAAAAGUCGGCAAUGAGUUUAUUCGUGGUGUCUCAGGCGGCGAGCGCAAACGCGUUUCUAUCGCUGAAGCGAUGAUAACGCGUGCUUCGGUGCAAGGCUGGGAUAAUUCCAGUAAAGGCCUUGAUGCAAGCACGGCAGUGGAAUACGUCAAGUCUAUUCGCGCAAUGACCAACAUGGCUGAUACAUCCACCGCUGUGUCGCUUUACCAAGCUGGUGAAACACUCUACGACCUUGUGGAUAAGGUCUUGCUUAUUGAUGAGGGAAAAUGCUUGUACUUUGGCCGCGCAGAAGAUGCAAAGAAGUAUUUCCAGAACCUGGGCUUUGAGUGUCCUGAGCGUUGGACGACGGCGGACUUUCUGACGAGUGUGACGGAUGAGCAUGAGCGCAGUGUUCGUGAGGGCUGGGAGGAUCGGAUCCCGCGCUCAGCGGGGGAGUUUGCAGAUGCAUAUCGUCGCAGCGAGGAUUACCAGAAGAACCUCCGAGACAUCGAUGACUUCGAAGGUGAUCUUGCAACACUAGCUGAAGAGCGGCGCAGGAACGAGAGUGAGAAGAGCAAGAAGAAGAACUACGAGAUUGCCUUCCACAAACAGGUCCUCGCCUGCACCCAUCGUCAAUUCCUCGUCAUGUUCGGCGACAAAGCAUCUCUCUUCGGAAAAUGGGGCGGUCUGCUAUUCCAAGGCCUCAUCGUCGGCUCCCUCUUCUACAACCUCCCCGACACAGCAGCCGGUGCAUUUCCCCGCGGCGGUGCCCUGUUCUUUCUUCUUCUCUUCAACGCCCUCCUCGCAUUAGCUGAACAGACUGCUGCAUUUGAGUCAAAGCCUAUUCUUCUCAAGCACAAGUCAUUCUCGUUCUACCGCCCUUCUGCAUUCGCUAUCGCCCAGACUGUCGUUGACGUCCCGCUUGUUUUUAUACAAGUUAUCAUCUUCAACGUUAUUAUCUACUUCAUGGCGAAUCUUGCGAGAACGGCGUCGCAGUUUUUUAUAUCGAAUCUCAUUCUUUGGUUGGUCACCAUGGUGACGUAUGCGUUCUUUAGGGCUAUUUCUGCUUGGUGCGGGACGUUGGAUGUCGCGACGCGGUUUACGGGUGUUGCGAUUCAGAUUCUCGUUGUGUACACGGGAUAUCUCAUUCCGCCAGACUCGAUGCAUCCUUGGUUUGGAUGGUUACGAUGGAUCAAUUGGAUUCAGUACGGUUUCGAGUGUCUCAUGGCUAAUGAGUUCGCUUACCUCACACUCACAUGUGAACCGCCGUAUCUUGUCCCUCAAGGCCCGAAUGCACGACCUCAGAAUCAGGGCUGUACUCUCGCGGGUGCAUCGCCUGGUUCAACGUCUGUAUCUGGCGCGGCGUACAUCCAACAAUCCUUCACAUACACACGCUCCCAUCUCUGGCGCAACUUUGGCUUCCUCUGGGCAUUCUUCAUCUUUUUCGUGUUCCUCACUGCGUUGGGUAUGGAACUCAUGAAGCCCAACGUCGGAGGCGGGGCGAUCACAGUCUUUAAGCGAGGACAAGUCCCUAAGAAGGUUGAGGAGUCUAUCGCGACUGGUGGUAGAGCCAAGGGCGAUAAGCAAGAUGAAGAGACUGGUCGACGUGAUCCUGUCGCAAAUGGUGAUGCUGAACGGACAAAGAGCGAUGAACAGAUCACCCAAGAAGUCGCAAAGAAUGAAACCGUGUUUACGUUCCAGAACAUCAACUACACUAUCCCCUACGAAAAAGGCGAGCGAAAACUCCUCAACGAUGUUCAAGGCUACGUUCGCCCUGGUAAAUUGACCGCUCUCAUGGGCGCAUCCGGCGCUGGUAAAACAACCCUUCUCAACGGCCUCGCCCAACGUCUCAACUUCGGCACCAUCACAGGCGAUUUUCUCGUCGACGGGCGUCCCCUGCCUAAAUCCUUCCAGCGCGCAACUGGUUUCGCUGAACAGAUGGAUAUCCACGAACCCACCGCCACCGUGCGCGAAGCCCUCCAAUUCUCUGCUCUGCUCCGUCAACCGAAGGAAGUAUCCAAGCAAGAAAAGAUGGAGUACUGCGAGACUAUCAUUGAUCUUCUUGAGAUGCGCGAUAUCGCUGGUGCGAUUAUCGGCACUGUUGGACAAGGUCUUAACGCGGAGCAGAGGAAGCGCUUGACGAUUGGUGUUGAAUUAGCGAGUAAGCCGGAACUGCUUAUGUUCUUGGAUGAACCGACUUCUGGUCUUGACUCCGGCGCUGCAUUCAACAUCGUGCGUUUUCUGCGUAAACUCGCAGAUGCAGGCCAAGCUGUUCUCUGUACAAUCCAUCAACCCUCCGCCGUCCUCUUCGAAAACUUUGAUGAGCUUCUACUCCUAAAAUCAGGCGGUCGCGUUGUUUACCACGGACCUUUAGGCCAUGAUUCAGAGAACUUGAUCAAGUACUUUGAGUCUAAUGGCGGCCCCAAGUGUCCCCCGCACGCUAACCCAGCGGAGUACAUGCUCGAUGCGAUUGGUGCUGGAAAUCCUGACUACGAUGGUCAAGACUGGGGUGAUGUCUGGGCGGAGUCUUCAGAGCGACAGAAGCGAUCUCAAGAGAUUGAGGAGAUGAUUGAGCGUCGACGUAAUGUUGAACCGUCAAAGAGUCUUAAAGAUGAUCGCGAGUAUGCCAUGCCGCUAUCUACACAGACAUACGCCGUCGUUCGUCGAAGUUUCGUUUCGUUCUGGCGGUCACCUGAUUACAUCUUUGGUAACUUUAUGCUUCACAUCGCAACGGGGCUCUUCAACUGUUUUACCUUCUACAAGAUCGGCUUCGCAUCGAUUGACUAUCAGAAUAGACUAUUCUCCAUCUUCAUGACGCUUACGAUCAGUCCACCCCUCAUUCAGCAGCUCCAGCCCGCCUUUCUCAAAUCGCGCCAGAUAUUCCAGUGGAGAGAAAACAACGCCAAGAUCUACAGCUGGGUAGCUUGGACCACCGCCGUUGUCGUCGUUGAAAUCCCGUAUCGUAUCAUCGCGGGCGGUAUUUACUUCAACUGCUGGUGGUGGGGAGUCUUUGGCUGGCGCGCGUCAGCCUUUACAUCUGGUUUCGCAUUCCUGCUCGUUCUGCUCUUUGAGCUGUACUACGUCUCCUUCGGCCAAGCCAUCGCUGCUUUUGCACCCAACGAACUCCUCGCAUCUCUCCUCGUCCCCAUCUUCUUCCUCUUCGUCGUUUCCUUCUGCGGUGUCGUCGUCCCGCCUCAAGGUCUCCCCACUUUCUGGCGCGAAUGGAUGUACUGGCUCACUCCCUUCCACUACCUCCUCGAAGCGUUCCUAGGCGCUGCGAUUCACGACCAGCCUGUUCGCUGCGAGGAGGGUGAAUUCGCGCGCUUUGAACCGCCGAGCGGGCAAUCGUGCGAUGAGUACGUUGAGCCGUUUAUCAAGCGCGCGGGAGGGUAUGUUACUACUGGAUCAGAUGGGUACUGUGAGUUUUGCCAGUAUGCGACUGGCGAUGAGUUUGGAGCGGGGUUCAGUGUGUACUACAGGAACAUCUGGAGGGAUUUUGGCAUUUUCUGCGCUUUUAUCGCGUUUAACUAUGCGGUGGUUUACUUUGCUACAUGGAUGCGGUUCAGAGGGAAGAAUCCGUUCAAGGGAUUGUUGCAGAAGAGGAAGGCUUAGUUGAGAUGGCAGGAGUUAGUAUGGUGAUGACUUGGUUGAGUUUGUUGUAAUAUGGAAGUAGGUGGCCUAGAUUGUUUACAUGCAUAGAAUAAAUUGAUCGUGUUGCGCAUUGAACCGGUA